GUUGUCNGCCAGAUCAUCCGGAAGUGAAGAAUUGCAUUAACAAAUUCGACAGAAUGUUCGAAUUGAAUUCUGAGAGGUUGUCGUUGUAUUGUAACGUGUGUCUGGGUAGAGAUGUGACAUACGAUGAGCUGUGUAAGGAUUACGAUGCAGUUGUAUUGGCGUACGGCGCGAGACGACAGAAGAGACUGCAGAUACCGAACAUCCAGUCGAAGAACGUCUUCUCGGGUGGUGACUUCGUCUCGUGGUACAAUGCCGUACCCAAUAUGAAAGCGCCGAAUUUAGAUAGCAAUCGCGCGGUUAUAAUAGGUGUGGGUAAUGUGGCGUUAGAUUGCUGCCGAAUAUUAUUAUCAGCGAAUAGCGAUCGCAUUAUCAAAAGUGAUAUGCCCACCGAUAUCCUCGAGCAUUUGUCCAAGUCAAGGAUCAAUCAUGUUACUAUCAUUGGUCGCAGAGGGCCACUU
Messenger RNA from Anisakis simplex (herring worm), 458 nucleotides. The record is from the annotation of a GenBank genome assembly. NCBI's taxonomy places the organism in Eukaryota, Metazoa, Nematoda, Chromadorea, Rhabditida, Anisakidae.